CGGACAAAUGGACAACUAAACUCRUCAAUAGAUAUCUAUGGAGGCUGUUCUAAAAGAUCGCCACGCCAAAUUACACCACCUGRAAUUCUACGCUUUAACAUGGAAAAAGAAUAUGAUGAAGAUAAUUCAACCAUUCAUCUCGAUAGCGCCAKCGAUUUUUAUUCCUUCGAGUGCCAAUGGUUGGUGACCGUGCCUUGUGAUCAUUUGGUGUUGCUCAAAUUUARAUUCUUACCCUUUGAUAAGAGUUGUCGGGCCARGAGGAGUCACCGACUUGACAUCUAUGACUCUUCAUUCAAGACAAGAAAAUYUAUAUGGCGAUGCAACAUGGAUGGCAAACCAACGUUUUUCUCCUCGGGGCGCAAUAUGUUUAUAGGGUAUCAUCAAAGUUUUAAGGUCCUCAACAGACUCAAGUACGAUUUUAAAUUUACAGCUGAAUUAGCAGCAGUUUCUCUUAAUGAAGCAAGAUGCCCAAUUUCAAGCGUGAAGAACCUUAAUUCAUCAACAAACCAAACGAAGUACAUCAUGUCCCCGCAGUUUCCAAACUUUUCACCACUUGACCAAUUCUGCACAUGGUUGAUCACAGCACCAUUACGCCAUAUAGUUCUUCUCCGAUUCUCGCACUUUAUAGUAGAUGAAUCAAUCAAGUGUGUUAGAAGUUACUUCGAAGCACGGGAUGGCGAUAAAUCUGAUAGUCCUGUACUGGUGAAACUGUGCGGUAGCGACUAUAGAUGUCCAAUUGUGUCAUCGAGUCGUUACAUGUGGAUAAGAUACAAGACUGAAUGGACUAAGAUGAACGCUUUUAGCGCAGCUUACAUUGCUGUUCAGGAAGGUGCCGCAAAUCCAUUGACAUUGCUUAACAGGACCAGCACCGAGCUCAAUGUUUCUAUAACAAAGGAAGAACUAGAAAAACAAAACUACAUURCCUGUGMAUGGGCAUUUAAGGUGCCAAAGGGAAGAGGUUUAAACGUAACAGUGUCAUUGGGGUCAGCUUUGAAACAMGGAUGUUCCCAGGAGCGAUUAGAUGUCAUAAGUGGGUCAACUCUUCAAGGAAAGCUUUUGAUGUCCAAAAAKUAUUUGCUCACCAAAGCAAAGGAAACAUUUAUAACGUUCAAUGGGGAACUMUUGAUGUUUCAUCUUGUCCCUAAUCRAAAAGGAACGAGUUGUGCAUUCAASAUACAACUGAAGACUUGGACUAAAUUUGUAACAACACAAAGACCACAAGUUGCUUCCAGGGGCAUAUCGACUUCGUUCCGAACGACUGUCACUAAUAUUUCCAAAGUGAACAAGAUCUCUACUAAGAAUAUUGUGGGAGUGGUACUAGGCAGUACAGUUGCUUUGAUUUUGGUUGGCUUUUGUUUCAUUGUGAUUCGGAAGAAAAUGAAGGCAAAAAUAUACAAAAGAAGUCUAGACGAUUGGGAAAUCUCAUCCAACAAAGUGGUGCUGCUAGACGAACUCGGACAAGGAGCAUUUGGUAAAGUAUGGAAAGGAUACGUCCGGAGGAAAGACCUCCGAAACAAGACGAUACCAGCUGAAGUUGGUGGAAACAAUKCACCAAAAUUGACUUCUAAAGAGUCUAUGGUAGUUGCAGUGAAAACACCACACAGUUGCGAAGCAAACUCAGAAGAAGUAAAGAGCGAGCUCCUCCUUGARAUCGAGUUUAUGAAGACMGUCGGUUACCACAGGAACAUCAUCUGCAUGCUUGCUUGCUGCACAUUAGAAGAAAAUGUGCUACUGGUUUUAGAGUAUGCCGACAAUGGGGAUUUGUUAACGUUUUUGAGAAACAAACGGGGAAAAAAGGCGAGUUUUCAAAUGUGUGAGUUCAUUGUUACGCACAUKCAUUGGAAGGCUCUAUACUUUGCAACUUGAGAUUCAGUCCGUCAAGUUGUUGGUAUUAAAUAUAAGU
Messenger RNA from Exaiptasia diaphana, 1903 nucleotides. RefSeq names its product cubilin-like. Lineage: Eukaryota; Metazoa; Cnidaria; Anthozoa; Actiniaria; Aiptasiidae. Gene Ontology annotation, cellular component: signaling receptor complex. The coding region runs from base 100 to 1866 and encodes 588 amino acids. Gene Ontology annotation, molecular function: ATP binding; transmembrane receptor protein tyrosine kinase activity. The record is from RefSeq and is a predicted model, not a curated record. The transcript has 7 exons. Gene Ontology annotation, biological process: multicellular organism development; positive regulation of kinase activity; protein phosphorylation.